ACUCAGACUCUGCUCCCUUUUCUCCAGCCGUUCUGGAGUCUUCCACAGACAGCGGUUUCCAGUGUCUGACUCUCUUGCCCAAUAACGGCCCAAAGCAAUCGAGCUCCAGUUCCAGUCUGGACUAUGAUGCCUCACCCAUCCAGAACUCUCCAUGGAAGGAGUCCAGCUUGGACCAGCCCUACCAGAAACAAAAACCUUCUCCCUCUGCCUGCAGCAGCCGCUCAAGCAGUCCAACAGGCUCACCAACAGACACAAGAAUGGCAGAACUUCCUCCAGCACCCCAGUUUGUGUUUAAGAGUCUGCCAGUGCGAAACAAUCAGCCAAACAGCGCCCCCUCCACCCCAGAGCUGCCACUGCGCCGACAGUUCUCACAGUCCUUCAGGCUUCCCAGAAGCAAACCAGAAUUGACCAAGGCCAGCUCAGACCUGGGACGGGGCCGGACCAAGUUGCCGCGACAACGAGUGACCGAUUUCGCAUUAGCCUACUCAGUUCAACGUUUAUAUCAGUGCAGCUCUGAAGACAGCAGCUCCAAGCUUUCCAUUUCCUCAUACAGCAGUUCCUCCAGCCGAGAGACGACCACCGAGGCACCUAAACCCUGUCCGCCUCCAUACGGCUACCAUCGCACUGCUCCAAAUAAAGGACCAAGCCAGCUCAACACCUACAGUACACUCAAAAACAACAACAAAAACCCACCUCACCUCGUGCCCGGCCCCAAUCGAGUGAAGAUUAGCAAUGGGACACCACUUCAGGCAGACAUGGCAAGGCUGCAACUCAGACAGAAUUCACAAUCUGAUCCUGUACAUACUAAUAAACCCCAACAAGUCGAGGUUACCUCACCCAAACGAAUGCUCAAGCCUCCCCCGCCAUACACAAAGGUGGUCCGCACGACGUCACUAAGAGAAUAUCCCAACCACCCCAGCCGUGUGCUUCCUCGAGAUGUGGUAUCAGGGGAGCUUAAAACCUGGCACCAGAAAAACAAUAUAGUCAUAUCCAUACCCCGCUCACUUGAACGGCAAGGAUCGAUUCGAAUCAAGCGCCCAGUGCCGCCACCCUACCACCAGAUUCCCUCUCAUAAACAGGUUUCUCAGAAGGUGAUUCUGCAAAGGGCUUCGGAUGGAACGCCGCUGCAGUGGUACGAAGAGGAAGACUCCGAGAUUGUGAGUCAGGUGUAACCAGGUAGAAGAAACCUGGAGAUGACACAGAGAAUAAGUGAACUCUCAUUGUACGUCUUUAUUUUUAUUUAUUGAGCCAAUGGACUCACCGAUGUAGUCUGAUUAUGUUCAUUCUCACCGAGACUUUUUGACCAAGUUGGAGCUGAGCCUCGAUUCCAUAUAUGCCUACAUUUGUGAUUAAAUUUCAAGUCUAAGACUUCUUUGUAAGGCAUCAUGCCAGAUGUUUAUGAUGAAUGUAUAAUAUAAUUGUGUUUUUAUUGAUGUCAGUAGAGUGUGGCCCACCUUUUGCAAAAGAAUGCCCUCAUGGAAAUGACAUCUUUUAGUAUAUAUUUGUGUCUUGUACACGAUUCGUCAUAAUUAAUGUAUUAUGUAAUGUCUUAGUUUCCCCAUGAUUUUAUUUAAUUUAACAC
Sinocyclocheilus rhinocerous is the source of this 1582-nucleotide messenger RNA. RefSeq lists its product as uncharacterized. The transcript has 4 exons. The record is from RefSeq and is a predicted model, not a curated record. Gene Ontology annotation, biological process: adherens junction maintenance; positive regulation of protein ubiquitination. The annotation marks the transcript as partial. NCBI's taxonomy places the organism in Eukaryota, Metazoa, Chordata, Actinopteri, Cypriniformes, Cyprinidae.